AUGCAGCAGUUGUUAUUCGUCUACGUACGUGUACUAGCAUUGAUUAUGAUGAAUAUAGUCAAGGAUCAUGAAGACAAUAUAAGAAAGGCACAAAUGGAAUUGACAGCGUCUCUCUUGUGUGAGAUCUCGUCUAGUCAAGUCUUGAAUUUUUCGUCUACACAAGAGCUUGAAAGUGUCAUUCUGGACUAUAACGCUCCAUGGAUUACUGCUCAAGGAAUCAAGACGUUAAGUGCGUGUGGAAAGUUUGUAGCAAUUGAAGAUGCAGGUGUAUUAUCUUACUAUAAGAGCAAUGAAACACUAUUAUUUGGACACGAGGUGAUGCAUACACAUGACUCGGACAGUGGUAGUGACGUUGCAGGGACUCUGUUGCGAUUGGGGGAUCAAAGGUUGGCAGACUUUGAACAAAAGCUGUUUGAAAACAACAAGGAUGUUUCGAGUGUGAUUUUGAGCCAUGUGCAAUUCCAGAACGUUGGUCAGCUGAUAGAGAACGCUACAUUUUGUAUGCUGAUACAUCGCUUCCAGUCACAGAAGUACAUGAUUCUUGGUAUCAUGCCGCAUUUAUAUGGCAGGCGUGAAGAAUCAAGACGAUUGAAUGGAAUUGAGAAAGUAUCAAUGUGCGGCUCUAGAUCAAGUCCUAUCGACGCAAUGACUUUUGAUGUAAAUUGUAAUUUGCUCGUGGUUCUUUCCGAUGGUGGAAGUGGCGUGACAUGA
Molecule: messenger RNA, 711 nt
Organism: Peronospora belbahrii
Lineage: Eukaryota; Oomycota; Peronosporomycetes; Peronosporales; Peronosporaceae
Source: the annotation of a GenBank genome assembly